GAACAUGUCUAAAUUAAUCCGGCGCACAAAGAGCAAGUAUACUUUAUAAUCGACGACCAAGUUCAGUCCGUAGUUUACGUCAGUUUACCUCAUCACUAUAACACGAUCUAGGGGGUGAAAAGAAAUUCAGCAUCAUAAGGAUCCUUGUACCAACGAGAUGAUGGUGAUUUGAUAACUCUUGUGUGUGCAACGCAUGCAAAAUGGUUCCAGAAUUUAGGCUCAUCACUGUGGUUCAGCCACUGAUCCCGCAUGUAAUAACAGUCUACCUUGCUUUAGCUGCGGCCGAUUACUCGUGCAAGGAUAACAAUCGCAUCAACUACACUUUACCAAUGUUUGAAGCGUGUCCCGAGAGAGAACAUCCUGGGUCGGGUAGGUUGAAGACCGUCCCCAAGUUGAUCCCGAUUUCUUCAGUUGUUUCUGGCUGUCACCAAGGUAGAAAGAACGAAAUUUCACCGGGGUUACGUAUCUGCAAAAUUCCAGAUUGCGUAAGUAAUCCAUGUGAAAACGGCUGGUGCGAGGAGACAAUCACAGCUUUCGUCUGCCACUGUCCACCUUUAUUCACCGGACGUUACUGCGAAGAGAGAGUAACAACCCAGGUUGUGUUCGACUGCCCUCCAGACUUCAACCAUACGGUAGAACUAGGGAGUUUAUGUACGGUGGCGUACUGGGUUCCACCUAACACCACCAACACACAGGGUGCACCCACCGUGAGAGCCAACCUCCAUCCUGGACACUUCUUCAAGGUUACCAAUGAGACAGUGAAAGUCGGCUACACAGUCAGUGAUGGGAGUGGAUGGGUUGACGAAUCUUGUUCCUUUAACAUCAACACUCAUUAUGUGGACACAACUCCGCCAGUUGUGAGGUGCGUUGAAGACAUCAACACUUCUGUCGAGCUUGGUACUCCCAAUACCUCAGUCGCAUUUACCCAGCCAGCAGCUUCAGAUAUAUCUGGCGACGUGGCCCUUGUUUCACACAACCACGAAUCGGGGGACCGAUUCGUAGUAGGGUCAACCGUCGUCGAGUACGUGUUUACCGAUGGGAGUGGGAAUAAUGCAUCCUGCAUAUUCAAUGUGACCGUCAAUGCUAUUGAUACCACGCCUCCGAUGGUCACGUGGUGUCCUGCAAACCAGACCAUUACGGUUCCUGUUGGGGAAUUCACCCAGGCUUUCACCUGGAGCACACCGAUAGGUAUGGAUGAAGCAGGGAUUGCAUCAAUUAUUCCUAGUCAUGAGCCUGGUAUGGAUGUCACGGUUGGUAAUACCAUCACAGUCGUCUACACAGUUACUGAUAACAGUGGACUAACCAACAUCAGUUGUUCCUUCAACCUCACUGCUCGAUCAGAAGAUCCGAGCUGGAAAUGUUCAUCGUCGAAGUGCUACCAACUACUUAAUGGUCUGUCUGAUUGGUACGAGUCCAAACUCCGCUGUAGUGCAAUGAAUUCCGUCCUCACCCGGGCAGGAUUGAAGACGCCGUCCCUCCUACAUUUAAGCUCUGAAGGCGAAUUCAAACAAAUGCGAGAGUUAAUCGACCUGAAGCUUGUUUAUUACUGGAUCUUGAUUUGGAUUAACUGUAACGAUGAGGUCGAUGAAGGGGUGUUCGUAUGCGAUGUUGAUGGCUCGGGAACAGGAACACCAUUGCAACUAAUAAACUGGGGAAUAAAUCAACCGAAUGGCGGACCAGAUGAGAAUUGCGUAAUGACGAAUUCUUUUAUAUUCAUGCUGGACGAUGAAACGUGCCAUUUCAACAGGUCCACGGUUUGUCAGUUAGUACUUAACCCAUCGUACGGUACCAGUCAAUAAAAAGUGGUGGAACGUGGGGAUAAGAUGGACCCCUUAACUUCCCAGCCGCGCCACUCUUACCCUAGAGUCAUGAGGAAGUUGUUCAUCGAGGUAUAUGUUGUGACCACAUAUUGAUUAAAAUUCAUUAUUAUCUGGGGAAAAAAAUCCAAUAUUGUAUAGUCUCACAACUUGUAGGCGGGGCCGUUUUACCCAAGGCUGAUUGUAAGACGGGUCAUAUAAUACGACAUACUCGUGUGUUAAGAUUUUGCAAGAUGUGAUCAGUAAUGCCCUCAUAAUCUAGUCUGCAGGCACAGACCCUCAUUGGAACUUUGAUCAACAAGUGUGCCUCCACGCAAAGACUAGCACAUACAAAACUUGCUGUUCCAAUACAGAGAGAGCCUUCAGUACACAAGGCACGAGUAGGCUGCACAUUCAGACCCUUAACUCGAGCGAAGGGUUUGCCCAGCAGACUACUCAUAAUCCGUCAUGAUCGAAUAAAACAAUUUGUUUAAAUUAGUCUUCAGCCCCUCUUUUUUUCCAAAACGUUUACAAAAAUGUAAUGAUUUCCAUUGUUCGUGAUUUUUUUGUUGCAUUGUCAGUCUCCUCCAAAUUUCAAAACCGUUCUGCGGUUGAUCUUUUACCAUUUUUGUAGGUCGUACACAAUAUUCAUGAAUAUAUUUGAUACAUUUUUCUAUUCCUUUCAAGGGUGUAAAAGCUCUCAGAAAUUGGUUUGCACAAGAAUGCUGAUUUUCCUGAUCUUUCAUGCUGUUUGUACAUUCAAAUUACUUUGCCUUAAUUCCAUGAAGCUGCAAUUAACAACUAAGGACAUAAAAUGAAGGAAAUAAGUGUUGAUAAAAAAUAAUUUGAAACAUCUCCAACAUUUUCUUUAUUAAGCUGUAAACCUUUUCCCUGGACGAACAAUCAUUAUUUGGGCAGCCACCCCCUGCCCUCCCCUAAUUUGCACCGCCCUUGAUAACUGUUCAGGCCAUUUUAUUCCACUUCUGCAUGUAUGUUCCACUGAAAUUUCGUGCGAGAGGGCAUAACGUUUGACAUGAUUCUACCCUAUUUCCUUCGUGCAAAGUCCCUGGUAUAAAUGGAAAAGAAUACAACUGGGUGGAAUCAGGCGUCUUGCAAGGAUCUACAUUGGGUCCGUUGAUAUUCGGUCUUUUAAUCAAUGCCAUGUGCAACGUAAAAAUUUACAUCUCAUUUUCUAAACUGCUUUUUUAAGCUGGUGAUGCAGCCAUUUUGAUCAUAAAAAACCAAGCAUGAAGUAAAGAAAAGUGGUUAAAGGCGUAAUUGGUUAAUUAAAUUUCACGGAUGAGCAUGGGUCCGUCAGAACUCGGAAUUACGUCGUGUCGUAAUUAGGAUUAAAACAAACCGGUGGCGUAAUGAGUCAAACAUUGGCGCAUGUAGCAAUUUUUGUAAAAUUCUUUUCAUAAACAGGUGAACUCCGCUGGCAAUCUCGGCUAUAUACAUUACGCGAUUCAAUAUAUAACAACAGUGCUGACUUGGAAAACUAUUAUUCACAAAAACAUCGUUCAUAAUUAUCAUAAUGAAAUACUAUGUACAUCGACCCUAAAUGACCAUUGACCCUGAAAGUGAUCAUGUGACCUAAGACCGAUACUUGAUUACCCAUAUGUCCAUAUACUUUCAAAGUUAUGAUGACAUUUCAAAACCUUCACCUUGGUUAAGAUUUCAUUGUUGAAGACGCCGCCGCCGUCGGAGAAGCCUAUAAUAUACAGUCUCUCUUUGCUCGUUGCUAUGCAGGCGAGGCCAAUUUUUUUUAUUUGUUGAUCGAUUUUAACAUGAUAUAAAAAACAUAAUAUCAUAUUUCAUCCCUUCCCUUUACUUUCCUUUUCUCUUUCUUUUCUUGAUCGGGGGGUUCAUGCAUGGCCCCGAAGCCCCCAUCUUUACGCCAGUGCAGGAUCUAAAUCAGGGAUUUUCAAAUGGUGGCGCACCGAGCAUUGCAGAGUGGCGCGUGGGAGCCGGUAUAAAAAUAAAUAAAAUAUAUGGAAAAAUGGGGGGGGGGGGGUGCAAAAAAUGUAUCUACCAGUAGGCCUAACCUAGAAAUGGGGAUUUGAUGAUCAUUUUUGUUCCAAAGAGAAAAUAAAUAAUCCUUACUUGACACUUAAAUGCUAAUUGAUUUCCUAAGAUUUUGUCUAAUUUAGCACUCGAUAACCCCUAUUAUGGAAGAUCGAUAUUGUGUUUUUAUUUAUAUUUAUUCUAUUCUGUACAAAGUUUCUGUGCCACACUAGUGAUUUGAAAGCCCCGUUCAUAGGAUUGCUAUUUCUACGGCGAGUAACUUUGCAUUUCCAGAGUAUAUGUUUUGGUUAAGUUUUAAACAUCAAAUAAUAUGAUAUUCAAAGAAAAUCCUGUUAAUAGAUAAUAAUGAAUUUGAGACAUAUUAACAAGUACUGAAACUUCGUUUCCGACGCCGAUUAAAUUCCAAUGUUGGUAAAGUGAAAUAUGCUCCGCGGUUGUCUCUACCGUGAUUGCCUACAUUCUUGCUUUACAUGAACUGAAUGAAUGAUACUGCACGUGAGUUGUAGAGAGAGAGGGGCAGUAUGGGGCGUUAGUGCAGUGCAACGCCUGAUUUUUCAGCCCUUGUAAAAUUAGGGAAUGUAUGGCGUACAGAUGGGGGUGGGGCUUGGGGGCUCCCCAAAUGUUUCAAGGCC
This is a messenger RNA of Lytechinus pictus (painted urchin), 4453 nucleotides long. RefSeq lists its product as uncharacterized. The transcript has 9 exons. Bases 201 to 1799 code for a protein of 532 amino acids. The record is from RefSeq and is a predicted model, not a curated record. NCBI's taxonomy places the organism in Eukaryota, Metazoa, Echinodermata, Echinoidea, Temnopleuroida, Toxopneustidae.